Molecule: messenger RNA, 1212 nt
Organism: Fusarium vanettenii 77-13-4
Lineage: Eukaryota; Fungi; Ascomycota; Sordariomycetes; Hypocreales; Nectriaceae
Exons: 2
Coding region: 1-1212 (403 amino acids)
Molecular function (GO): oxidoreductase activity
Source: RefSeq, a predicted model, not a curated record
AUGGUUCCUGGACUUGUCGAUGACACUUCCUCCUGGGUUGCACCCGGGAAAGUCAACAAGGAUAUCUUCCCAGACGGCUUCAAGACAUCGGGUCAACAUGAGCCUCUCUACUCCUGCAUCCAGCCCUUUGACAAGUUCCCCAAGGAAAUCACGGGCCCAACAGCUUGGAAGGCCGAACAUUACAAGGAGAACCCCGAGAAGUGGACGCACUCGUUCACGGAGGAAGAGAUUGCCGAGAUUGGAGGUGCAGCUGAUAACUUCAUCCAAUCUAGUGUGCCUCUGACGGGCAUCACCAAGCUUCCCAAGCUGGCUGCCUUUAUGGCAAAGCUUCGCAAGAGACUGAUUGACGGUGAGGGUUUCUGGCUGUUCAAGAACCUGCCCGUCCAGCAAUGGGGUUUGCAGAAGUCAGCUACUGCAUACAUGGGUUUGGGUACUCAUUUGGGCUACUUUGUCAGUCAAAACAGCCGUGGACACGUCCUCGGUCACGUCAAGGACCUCGGCGAGGAUCCCACUCGAACCGACAAGGUUCGCAUCUACCGGACCAACGCUAGACAGUUCUUCCACACCGACUCUGGAGACAUUGUUGGCCUUUUGUGCAUGGCCAAGUCCAUGGAGGGCGGAGAAUCAGAUAUCUGCUCCCAGCACCGCGUCUUCAACUGUCUGCAGCGUGAGAAUCCCGAUGUGGCCAAGCUCUUCUGUGAGCCCAUCUGGUAUGCAGACAGGAAGGGUGAGGUGUCAGAUGGCCAGAAGCCUUGGAUGCGUACUGCCGUCUUCUACCUUGAGAACGACCCCAAUGGAACUCCACGCGUGUACGGCAAGUUUGAUCCCAACAAUGUCACAUCACUGUGGCGAUUCAACACCGGUCCGGACGCAAAGAUUCCUCCUCUGUCAGAGGCCCAACUGCAUGCUAUGAAGGUACUGGAGGACACAUGCAAGCGAGAGGCACUCCACAUGAUCCUUGACCCCGGUGACAUCCAGUUCGUCAGCAACCAGCAUGUGUUCCAUGCUCGCACUGCGUACACGGACUACGCACCAGGUGCAAAGGAUGAGAACGGAAACUUGAGGCCUCAGAGACAUCUCAUGCGGCUUUGGCUGUCCGUGCCUGUGGAUGAGGGCGGAUGGAAGCUGCCGUUCCCCGACAUGCAUGAGAAGAAGCGCGGUGGAAUUCAGGUCAAUGACAACCCUCCAAAGUGCCCUCUUGAUGCGGAGUAG